Molecule: messenger RNA, 476 nt
Organism: Aureobasidium pullulans EXF-150
Lineage: Eukaryota; Fungi; Ascomycota; Dothideomycetes; Dothideales; Saccotheciaceae
Exons: 1
Coding region: 108-425 (105 amino acids)
Source: RefSeq, a predicted model, not a curated record
GUAACCUGUGAAAUUGCGAGAAGUCUGGUCGUGGGUUUCGCAUCCUAAAUCGUAUACGGCCCCUGGCAUCUUGAAGCCAGUAACUAGAUCUAAGUACGAAAAUAUGCAUGUGCAAGGUUUCACCAUCAUCAAUCAGAAUUCGAGAGCUAUUCAUGAGUAAUCGACUGACGACCGCACCCACGAAAGCCGUCGCAUACAUCGUGACGAAAAUCGAAGGAAUUCCCCAUCCAGCCGAGCGUGCGACGACAAGCAUCCGAACCUCGCCCGUAAAGUUGAAUGACUUUGCCACCUACGAUCUAACGCACAGCUUAGCAGUGUACAGUAGACAAUACAAUUCCCCUCGAGCACUUACCCAAGACCCUUCAAAUCCGACACCUACAUCUUCUUUGCAAAAUUCUGUCUUCCCAUGUUCUUGUGGAUUUUGAUUCUUGGUCCAGAAUCACUAUACAGAAAAUUUUGGAAGAGCCUUUCAUGGA